AUGAGUAACGCUUCCGCCAGCGCGUUCUCGCUCUGGUCCUUCCUUUCCAUUCUCUUUCUCGUUUUCAUUAUCCACCAUCUUUGGGCGUACGACCGCUUCAAGUGCCUUCGUUGGUCUGCAGGCCGCCAGCCAGGUGCCUUCAAGCGCGUCAUGACCUACUCGUAUGUGAGCGCGGUACCACUGCUAGCAAUAUACAGUGUUGGCAUGACGGUCAUUAAGGUCCGCGAAGGAUACACAGUAGGACCCGGCGGCGCGAUCAUUCCCGUUCCCAUCGAUUUCUACCGACCUGAGAACAUCAGCUGGGUGCUGCCUCUUCAGUUCGUUUUUAGUUUUGCCUGGGCUCUUGAAAUGGUUACCCAUCUCGAAGAGCUCGCGUUCUGGCUCUACCUGCUGCAUCAAAAACCCCACAAGGAGGCGUGGUUCUCGAGCUGGGAGUACAGGCUGUGGUACUUAGGGAGCAUCGUUGCGGUGAUUGGGAUGCCUCUCACGGCUCUCAUCACUAGGAAUGAUCUUGUUACGUGCGAUGCUUACAUCUUCCUCGUUGGCUCGGCCGGCUCGACAUCCACCACCGUCGCCUUCCUUUACGUGCUUUGGCGGUUCCCGAAGUUCAUCAGACAUGUCAAGAUCGAAGGUGCUGACCCGACCGUUGUUGUCAGGCUGGCAACAUUCUAUCAGCUCAAUCAAGCAAGAGUAGUCUUCCGUUUCCUCUUCACAAUCCCCUUGUUGAUCCUCGCGCUGGAUGGAAUCGUUGGCCACUCCCAUUCGAUCAACCAUAACCUAUUUGUUACGGACACCCUACAGAUGAUCUCAGGCAUCGGCUGCAUUGUCUCCUCCAUGAUCACCCUCCUCAUCUUCUUUCCUCGCUCGAUCGUUCGCGAAGCAGGUUACAAGCCGAAGGUGUCCAACUCCGUCCCCGUCUCUCCCAAAGGCUCGCCCAUAACCCCAACUGAGCACGGGAUGCCCGGCGGAGUGCGUGUUAUGCACUCUGCAGCGCAAUCCAUACUACCAGCGCACCUGGCUGCGUACGCACAUGCCAACGGCUUCCGCGUCAGCGUCACGGGUAGGACCACCGCUUACACCACGACGGGGAUGAGCGGAUGGGAGACGGAGCCAAGCCUGUAUCCACACAGUCUCAGCGCGUAUUCCCCACGAGAGUCGAUCUAUGACUCGCCCGCGCCGUACUCAGCCGAGGAUGGUAGUGAAGAACACACGACGAGUUUCAGCGCGAUGCAAGCAAUGCAGAAGAGGGCGUCCAGAAGAGGGAGCAGGAGGUCGAAACACACGCCACACACCCUCGCGGAAGAGGAUGAAGACGAGGCACGGAGACUGGAGGAAGUGGAGGAGGGGGAACGGAGAGGGAAGGAACCGGACGAUGGGAGGGCCGAAGGUGCAGAGGAUGAGGAAGAACGAGCACCACCGUACCAAGAUUCCGUCGCCCCUGAUACGGCACACCCUCCCCAAAAGCGCCCUUUCCACCACGUCCACUCAAGCCCACAACUUCGCGCACAUACCGAACCCCUCGUCCCUUCUACUCAGGCCACAACAGACGUCAAGUCGAAGCGGCGAACAUGGGACUGGGAAGAACGCCGACUUACUGGUGGCGCGAACACGCAACGGGCUAGUCUUCAUCUCAUCGCGAACAUCAGCCCAGACGCGCCUCCGGUUGUCGGGUCGGGAGUGUCGAUGAACUUAGUGAACUUGAACCCGGGACCUGGGGCACCCGUCGUUGGACACGGGCAUGGGGUAGGAGGGUCGGGGUGGAGAGGGCAAGGUGGUGGGGCAUCAACGCUACAUCCAUAUCUAGUCAACUUCACAUCACCGAUCGAUUUGGUCGACUUGCCCCCGCAUCCAGAGCUUCCCCAGCCUCGGUGA
Epithele typhae is the source of this 1872-nucleotide messenger RNA. RefSeq lists its product as uncharacterized. The coding region runs from base 1 to 1872 and encodes 623 amino acids. The record is from RefSeq and is a predicted model, not a curated record. NCBI's taxonomy places the organism in Eukaryota, Fungi, Basidiomycota, Agaricomycetes, Polyporales, Epitheliaceae. The transcript has 13 exons.